AUGGAAGACAGAAUCGAUCACUUAAUUCACAACUUAGAGUCUGAUCCACACUGCCACGAUCAUGUAGCGCACGAUUUAGUAACGACGCUCCGGUCAGAACUUGCUGCUUCAACGUACAAGCGAGAUCGAUUGAUGGCAGAGUUGCAAGAUGCGAAACACGGGAUUAGAUCACGUGAUGCCGAAAAUGAGUCGCUUAAGUCGCAGCUGGCACGACAAAGUGCCUUGAUUAAUUCACUGCAAGAACGCUUGAAGGCAAGUGAGGCACGGGAGAAGCAACUUCAGGCGAAUAGUGAGACAAAUCACCAUACAUUCCAUCGCGAGAAGAAGUUGAUGGAGGAGCAAGCGAAAGAUUUGACUGCGAAAAUUCGACAUUUGGAACAUGAUUUGCAAGUGCAGAAAAAUACAACGGAUGAUGUGAAGAAACACUUUGACGGAUUUGUUCGUAAAUUAGGACACGCCCUUGGCUUAGAAGCAGUGGAUACAAAACAUCCAACUCCAGAAUGUGUCAUUGCAAAGGCGAACGAUCUGAUGGGAGAAUUGCAUCGAUUGCGACAUAAAUUAGCAGCAACGUCAGAAAAUCUUAAUGGAUGCGAAACGGAAUAUCACACGUACAAAUCUCACAGUUCUGCUGAACGUGCAAAACUUAUUUCUCAAAUUGAAACGUUACAAGCUCACAACGAAGGAAUAAACAACAGAUGUCGAUCAUUGGAAAAGGAAUUGCACAUUAUGAAGGACAGAUUGACAGAAAGUGAAGUCACGGGCGAUAAAUUGAAAGAGGAACUUCGUGGCUUAGAAUCACGUUGCCAUCGAAUCCAAAACAACAUGGACCGCAUUCAAAGUGAUCGCUUGCAAUUCUUGCGACAAGUGGCUUCAAUCAUCAACGUAGCUGAACCAUGCGAGACCUUAAUAAAGGAUAAAUUGCGAGAAUUGACGAACCAUAGUAAUGUUUUGCACACACAACUCUGUGCCGUUCGUGAUCAACUUGCAAGUGAAACUGCCAAGCAUAAAGAGUUCCAUGACUCGAUGACUCACAAACUAAAAGCAGAGGAAGCUCAUCGAGCCAGUGCUGAAGAUCAUUUAGCAAAAGCUCAACACGAAGUGAAUCAUCUUAAAGCAGAGCAUUUUACGCUUUCUGAGUACUUAAUGAGAAUGGCUCGUGCACUAGCUUGGAGUGAAUGCUCUUCACCUCCAUCUCCGGGUCACGAUACCACAAUUCUCGCUGAGACAUUAUUGGAGCGCGGUGAACGUUUGGCCACAUUCCAUGAGCAUCAUGGGCACGGCGAAUGUGGUCAAAAGGUACUUCAUACAUGGGAUCAUCAUAUUCAUUCAGCACCACAUUCGGCACAUCAUCUACCAAAAUUGCGGCGGGAACGUUCAUGUCAUGACAUUCCAUUAAAAGAAAGUGUCAGUUUGUAUGGAUUACAGAAACGUGUUAGGGUGUUGCGUGAACAAGUGCAGCGACGAGAUUUGCACUUAGAACUGCUUCGUAGGAAACUUGCACUCGUAGAGGAUGGGGCAAGAGGAAAAGCCAUACUUCAAACGGAACGUGACGAAGCCUUGCAUCGCGCAAGGAAGAACUCACGUCACGCCGAACGUACGUCGCAGCAAUUGAUCGAGGUCAAAGCGCAAUUAGCUGAGGUUAAAGCUCAGUUAGCUGAAGCUGCUGACUACAAAAUUACCGCGCUCGAACGGGCACGCAAAAUUGACGACCUCCAAACGCACAUUGGGCAUCUCGAAGCAGAGAAAACGAAAUUACAGUCCCAAAUGGCUCAUAUCAAGACAAGGGCUCGCAGUGUCUCUGAGUCGUCGGCUGAGAAACGAGUCAGAGAUGAGGCGAUCAUUGCCUCCCUCAAAGACGAAAUUGCUGCCUUGAAACACGAGAUUGAACAACUCAACCAUCGUAUUUCGCAUCUUCAAACAUUCCGUCAUUCCGUGGCUCGACUUUUGCAUUUGCGCGACUUGCCAGACUCCAAUAUCAUUCAUCGCCUUCAUUCACUCGUGAAUGCCCAUGAUGAAAUGGCAAAUAUCACAAAACGGUUCGAUCAUCCUGUGUCUCCAACCAGAGAUCGUGUUAGCGAUGAUUUGCCGCCAAUUCCCAGUCCAACUAUUCCUCGACGUUAUUCCGACCAUUUUCUCGACUUGCAUCAUUCGCAUCACACAGAUCAUCAUGUCCAUGACUUUGAUGACGAUUAUAAAUUCUAA
Molecule: messenger RNA, 2202 nt
Organism: Culicoides brevitarsis
Lineage: Eukaryota; Metazoa; Arthropoda; Insecta; Diptera; Ceratopogonidae
Product: coiled-coil domain-containing protein 170
Exons: 10
Coding region: 1-2202 (733 amino acids)
Source: RefSeq, a predicted model, not a curated record